This is a messenger RNA of Pseudophryne corroboree (corroboree frog), 5899 nucleotides long. It is a transcript of the gene GPR151, whose product is annotated as G protein-coupled receptor 151. Gene Ontology annotation, molecular function: G protein-coupled receptor activity. Lineage: Eukaryota; Metazoa; Chordata; Amphibia; Anura; Myobatrachidae. The record is from RefSeq and is a predicted model, not a curated record. Bases 46 to 1332 code for a protein of 428 amino acids. Gene Ontology annotation, cellular component: plasma membrane. Gene Ontology annotation, biological process: G protein-coupled receptor signaling pathway. The transcript has a single exon.
CUACCAGCAGCUACAGGUGGUGAGGCGGCAGCAGCAGCUCCGGGGAUGGCGCACGCCAAUGCCAGCAGCAGCACCAUGAACAGCUCCCUGCCCGGGCUCACCCUGGGCGCCGGGGGGCUGCGGCCUCUGGACUUCGGGGAGUGGACCUUCCUAGUGCCCAGCUCGCUGCUGCUGAUCUGCCUGAGCGGGCUGGGGGGGAACCUGUGCGUGAUCGCCGCCCUCCUGCACACCGCGCGGGUCACGCCGCCCGCCCUCACACACUCGCUGAUCCUGAACCUGAGCGUGUCGGACCUGCUGCUGCUGCUGUUCUCGGUGCCGCUCCGAGCCGCCGCGUACUCCGGCUCCGCCGUGCCCCUGGGCUGGUUCGUGUGCAGGACGGCGGACUGGUUCGCUCACUGCUGUAUGUCCGCCAAGAGCAUCACCCUGGCCAUGGCAGCCCGAGCCUGCUCCACGCCCGCCGGUGACCCUGCCCAGCAGGCGCCCCCCAGGCCGCUGGGGAUGUGUGCGGCGACGGUGGGCACCUGGCUGCUGGCUGCCAUCCUGCCCCUGCCCGAGUGGUACUUCACCCGCACCAAGCACAUGGGCGGCUCGCUGGUCUGCCUGAUGCAGGUCCCGGCCCGGGCGCAGGAGCUGAUAGUGGUCUAUGUGACUGUGUACCCGGUCCUGGUGUACUGCGCCCCCUUCUCCGCCGCCGCCCUCUACUUCUGGAGGGCACAUGCCCAGUGCCAGCGCCGGGGGAGCAAGACGCAGAACCUGCGCCAGCAGAUCCGCUCCCGCAGGCUGAGAGUGGCGCUACUGGGCGUCAGCGGCGCCUCUGCCCUCCUGUGGCUGCCGGAGUGGGUGACCUGGCUGUGGACCUGGCACCAGCCCCCGGGGGCGCUGCCCCCUCCCCCAGUAUUGCAGGCUGCAGCCCAGGUGCUCAUGUUCUCCCUCUCCGCCAUCAGCCCCCUUAUCCUGCUGCUCAUGUCCGACGAAUUUAAAGAAGGGCUCACCGGUGUGUGGCAGCGGGUCACAUCGCCCCGGGCCCCUGAAGCGGCAGCAUCGCCCGGUGUGCAGGAGCAGGGGGCGCAGAGCUCGGAGGUCCUGCCAGGAUCCAGCACCUCCUCCCCGGACCCUGAACCCGGACAGCAGCCGGACGGCUUCCUGCAGCAGUCACCAUCUCAGCAGCUGUUCGGGAGCCAGGACAGUAAGGAGAACCCGGUCCUGCCAGAUGUGGAGCAGUUCUGGCAUGAAAGGGAAGCGCAGCCGCCCGACAACAGCAAUGACCCCAUCCCAUGGGAGCACCAGGAGCACGCUGCCGGCACCUCUGACCCAUCAGGCAUCAGCAUGUAAUGGGCCGCAUGUGCCGUAAUUAUUACUUCCCCCAGGCGAAGGGACCAGUCCGGGGGAGGACACGAUGAACACCUGGCCCUGUAUGAGCACAUUCCCAACACCAGACUUGUCCAGGUAUUAUCCAUAGGCUCUGGAUUGCUGUGACCUUUGCUAAUUCUGGAGGCUUCACUAUUGUGCUGGCCAUAGAGAACCUGACACUGGCGCAUCUACAUGUAUACAAUGUGCAGAACAAAAAUCUGAUAUAAAAAAGAAAAGAAAAAGUCUUGAUACAAAAAGGCCCCCAAAAUGUAUGUGCUGUAUAACGUAGAGGGGAUGUAUGUGCUGUAUAACGGAGAGGGGAAUGCACAGUAUGUUCUGUAUAAUAGAAGGAGAUGUAUGUAUAAGUGUAUGUUUGUAUAAGGGGGAUUUAUGUGCUGUAUAACAUAGAAGGGAUGUAUGUGCUGCAUAACAAAGAUGGGAAUGUACAGUAUGUUCUGUAUAAUGGAGAGGUGAUUUAUGUUUACGAGAGGGGAUGUAUGUGCUUUAUAACAGAGAGAGGAUGUUUGUAUAAGAGGGGGGGAUUUAUGUGCUGUAUAACAGCGGAAUUUAUCUGCUGAAUUACGAGGGGAUGUAUGUGCUGUUUAACAGAGAGGGGAAUGUAUGUGCUGUAUAAUGGAGAUGGGUGUAUGUGCUGUAUAACCGGGGAAUGCACUCAUUGCAUAAUGGAGGGGAUGGGGGGUAUAUGUAAGGAGAAAGGAUGUAUGUGCAGUAUAAUGGAGGAGAUGUAUGUGCUAUAUAACAGAGUGAAAUGUACAAUAUGUGCUGUAUAAUGAAGAGAUGUAUGUUCUGUAUAACGAAGAUGAGAAUCUACAGUAUGUUCUGUAUAAUGGAGAGGUAUUUGUAAGAGAGUAUGUUCUGUAUGUGUAAGAGAGUAUGUUCGUAUAAGGGGGGAUUGUGUUGUGCUGUAUAACGAGUGUAUGUAUAAGAGAGGGGAUGUAUGUGCUGUAUAACAGAGGGGAUAUAUGUACUUUAUAACGGAGAGGGGAAUGUACAGUUUGUGCUGUAUAACGAGGAGGAGAUGUAUGUUCUGUAUAACGGAGAGGGGAUAUAUGUGCUGUAUAACAGAGAGGGGAAUAUAUGUGCUGUAUAACAGAGAGGGAAAUGUAUGUGCUGUAUAAUGAGGAGGAGAUGUAUGUGCUAUAUAACGAGGAGGAGAUGUAUGUUCUGUAUAACAGAGAGGGGAAUAUAUGUGCUGUAUAACAGAGAGGGGAAUAUAUGUGCUUAUAACAGAGAGGGGAAUGUAUGUGCUGUAUAAUGAGGAGGAGAUGUAUGUGCUGUAUAACGAGGAGGAGAUGUAUGUGCUGUAUAACAGAGAGGGGAUAUAUGUACUGUAUAACAGAGAGGGGAAUAUAUGUGCUGUAUAACAGAGAGGGGAAUGUAUGUGCUGUGUAAUGAGGAGGAGAUGUAUGUUCUGUAUAACAGAGGGGAAUAUAUGUGCUGUAUAACAGAGAGGGGAAUGUAUGUGCUGUAUAAUGAGGAGGAGAUGUAUGUGCUGUAUAACGAGGAGGAGAUGUAUGUGCUGUAUAACAGAGAGGGGAUAUAUGUACUGUAUAACGGAGAGGGGAAUAUACAGUAUGUGCUGUAUAACGAGGAGGAGAUAUAUGUGCUGUAUAAGGGAAAGGGGCUGUAUGUUCUGUAUAACGGAGAGCGGAUAUGAAUGUAUGUGCUGUAUAAUGAUGAGAUGUAUGUGCUGUAUUACAGAGAGGGGAUAUGAAUGUAUGUGCUGUAUAACAGAGAGGGGAAUGUAUGUGCUGUAUAAUGAGGAGGAGAUGUAUGUGCUGUAUAAGGGAAAGGGGCUGUAUGUUCUGUAUAACGGAGAGGGGAUAUAUGUGCUGUAUAAGGAGGGGAUAUAUGUACUGUAUAACAGAGAGGGGAAUGUAUGUGCUGUAUAAUGAGGAGGAGAUGUAUGUGCUGUAUAAGGGAAAGGGGCUGUAUGUUCUGUAUAACGGAGAGGGGAUAUAUGUGCUGUAUAAGGAGGGGAUAUAUGUACUGUAUAACAGAGAGGGGAAUGUAUGUGCUGUAUAAUGAGGAGGAGAUAUAUGUGCUGUAUAAGGGAAAGGGGCUGUAUGUUCUGUAUAACGGAGAGGGGAUAUAUGUGCUGUAUAAGGAGGGGAUAUAUGUACUGUAUAACAGAGAGGGGAAUGUAUGUGCUGUAUAAUGAGGAGGAGAUGUAUGUGCUGUAUAAGGGAAAGGGGCUGUAUGUUCUGUAUAACGGAGAGGGGAUAUAUGUGCUGUAUAAGGAGGGGAUAUAUGUACUGUAUAACAGAGAGGGGAAUGUAUGUGCUGUAUAAUGAGGAGGAGAUGUAUGUGCUGUAUAAGGGAAAGGGGCUGUAUGUUCUGUAUAACGGAGAGGGGAUAUAUGUGCUGUAUAAGGAGGGGAUAUAUGUACUGUAUAACAGAGAGGGGAAUGUAUGUGCUGUAUAAUGAGGAGGAGAUAUAUGUGCUGUAUAAGGGAAAGGGGCUGUAUGUUCUGUAUAACGGAGAGGGGAUAUGAAUGUAUUUGCUGUAUAAUGAUGAGGAGAUGUAUGUGUUGUAUUACAGAGAGGGUAUAUGAAUGUAUGUGCUGUAUAACAGAGAGGGGAAUGUAUGUGCUGUAUAAUGAGGAGAUGUAUGUGCUGUAUAAGGGAAAGGGGCUGUAUGUUCUGUAUAACGGAGAGGGGAUAUGAAUGUAUGUGCUGUAUAACAGAGAGGGGAAUGUAUGUGCUGUAUAAUGAGGAGGAGAUGUAUGUGCUGUGUAAGGGAAAGGGGCUGUAUGUUCUGUAUAACGGAGAGGGGAUAUAUGUGCUGUAUAACGGAGAGGGGAUAUAUGUACUGUAUAACAGAGGGGAAUGUAUGUGCUUUAUAAUGAUGAGGAGAUGUAUGUGCUGUAUUACAGAGAGGUCAUGUUGUGGACUUUUUUAAUCAUGCACCGAGUGAGUUGGGUCAGUAAUUAUACCAUCUGCUUCCACAGACAGCAAUCCUCCAAACAUGAGCUGUUGGGAAAACUUCAGGGUUGAGGUAAAAACCAUGGCUCCAUGGUAUGUGGUCUAUUACAAGUCAUACCAAUCAGCUAUGGAAUGGCAACAACAUACAACAGACAGGAUUGUAUUUGUGAGGAAGUACAGGUCAUUCUGUUAUAUAUGUAUUUUUUUUAAACAUUGUUUUAGUAUAGGUGAACUGUGGUAUUACUUUACCCUAGUUGUUAGAAUGGUUGUGUUUUCUCAAAUACUUCUUUAAUGUCCUUACCUCACUGCAAGGUGGAUGACACACCGUGGCUGUCUAGAAAUAAGAGCUCUUCCCGAAACUCAAUUAUAGCUAGUACAUACAUAUCUACAAUACGUUUGCUUGCUGUUUAUGCAGCAUCUUCUGUGUAUGCAGCAAAUGUGCUGCUCCAAGUAACUAGACUGAGGAUUUAGGUGAGGAGUUCACAGAGUUCUAGUUCCUCAUUAAGAUCCACGGGGAUACAGACAGCUCUGCAUUUAAGAGGUCUAUUGUAUGUACAGAUUAAAUGCACUAGGCAUAUAGGUCUUAAUGAAGGUCACUCUAGAACUAUUUAAGCCAGUGGUUCUCAAACUUUUUUUAAUCAUGGCGCCCUAGAGUAUCAGAAUUUUUUAACGGCACCCUUAGGCCAAAAGUUUCUUAUUGAGAAUUUUAGAAAACAGUAAGUAAAUUAUGAUUAUGUGUCAUCCUUCGUUUCUUUAGUGUGGUGCGGAACAAUAUUAGAUUCUAGUUGUCUAUUACUUUGACCAUAAAAUAGUUUGAAAUGGUCCUGGACCACCAAUCCAAGGCACCCCUGCUUGUGUCCUGAGGCACCCCAGGGUGCCUAGGCACACAUUUGGGAACCACUUAUUUAAGCCAUUCACUUUAAUCCUCUGUCUGCAUAUAACAAAACAAAGAAACAAUUCUAUAAAGUCAUUGCCUGUAAUUUAGGCAAUGUGUAAAUGAUAUGUUAUCAUACAACACUUCCCAAAGUAUCUUAUGACUGUACUACAUAAAUGAUAAACUAAACAAAAUGCCAGGAUGUAGUCAUUGUGACACAUUUCAAAUUGUCAGAUACUCCUUGAGAAUUUAAAAUUAUUUUAGCAUUUACAGCUUGUGCCAAAUGACCAAUUUAAACAGACUUAUGCGCAGUAGGAUUUGUAAUAGGUUUCCUGAUUUUUAUAACAGAUUACUAAAGAGAACUUAUAUUUAAUUUUAAAUGGUAUUGUUACUUUAUGUUUUAGUAAAGAUGUCUAGAAACAAAUAAAGUUAUCACCUUUUCCCAUUCAUUGCGUGUAACAUAAAUCACUAUUUUUUUUAGAUCUUUAGCAUUUGAUACUAUAAGGAACAGACAGCCUAUGGUGAAUUUCCUAUUAGGCAUGAGAGGCACGUGCCUAGGGGCGGCACCUGUUUGGUGGCUGCAGUUGGAUGCUUACGCUGGUACUGUCAGCCCAACAAGUAUCAGUAACUGCAAAAUAUUUCCACUGUACUGUACAAUAUGCCAUCUUGAGUGGAGUGUAAAUGGGUAGCACAUGCACAUACUGCCCCUGUAAACUGCCCUGCUUAGUAA